Messenger RNA from Megalobrama amblycephala (Wuchang bream), 2017 nucleotides. It is a transcript of the gene dnajb1b, whose product is annotated as DnaJ heat shock protein family (Hsp40) member B1b. Gene Ontology annotation, molecular function: transcription corepressor activity; Hsp70 protein binding. The record is from RefSeq and is a predicted model, not a curated record. The transcript is spliced from 3 exons. Gene Ontology annotation, cellular component: cytosol. Lineage: Eukaryota; Metazoa; Chordata; Actinopteri; Cypriniformes; Xenocyprididae. Bases 345 to 1367 code for a protein of 340 amino acids.
UUUAUUUUAGUUUCGGUUUCAUCAGUGUCCCGCAGGUCUUUGGGUGGAGCAGCUCAUUCACGUGGUUCGGGUGUGGAAACAACCAGAGACUUUGAGACAUUUCUCGAACUUUCCUCACGGUUUCAAAUAGGGACGUGCCGCAGCGAGGCACUGCAUAAAAACCGCAGGUGGAUGAGACAACAGCUCUGCAAGAAAUUUAUCCUGAGACCUAUUUGCUAAGAUUAUUUUAUCAAGUUGAUGCGAACCGAACUAAACUAAAAAAAAACACCGCAACGCAAGCAGGACUGCUCUGAAACCGCUGUUUUAUUUUUGGAGGAUAUCUACUUAAAGAAAAUAAACUCUCAAUGGUGAAGAUGGGGAAAGAUUAUUAUAGUGUUUUGGGGAUUCAGAAAGGCGCAUCUGAUGAUGAGAUCAAGAAAGCGUAUCGCAAACAAGCGCUCAAAUACCAUCCGGACAAAAACAAGUCGCCCAGCGCCGAGGAAAAGUUCAAGGAGAUCGCGGAAGCGUACGACGUGUUGAGUGACCCGAAAAAGAAAGACAUUUAUGACAGGUUUGGCGAAGAAGGACUGAAGGGAGGCAUCCCUGGCGGUGGAGGAGGCGGUGGUAAUUUCACCUACACAUUCCAAGGUGAUCCUCAUGCAAUGUUUGCAGAGUUUUUCGGAGGCCGAAACCCUUUUGAGCACAUUUUUGGCCGUAAUGGUGGCAUGGAUGAGAGUAUGGAUACUGAUGACCCAUUUGCUAGUUUUGGCAUGGGUGGCAUGGGCGGUUUCCCACGCUCCUUUAACACGCGAGGUCACGGCGGGAGACUGGAGAAAAAACAGGACCCUCCAGUGACUCACGACCUGAGGGUCAGUCUAGAAGAAGUGUUGACUGGCUGCACCAAGAAGAUGAAGAUCUCCCGCAAGCGCCUGAAUCCUGACGGAAGAACGACACGCUCUGAGGACAAGAUCCUUACAGUGGAAGUGAAGAAAGGCUGGAAAGAAGGAACCAAGAUUACGUUCCCCAAGGAAGGUGAUGAGACGCCAACAAAUAUCCCCGCAGAUGUGGUGUUUGUGGUGAAGGAUAAGCCACAUCCAGUGUACAGACGAGACGGAUCGGACCUAAUUUAUCCUGCAAAAAUUACACUCAAAGAGGCACUUUGUGGUUGCACGGUUAACGUUCCGACGCUGGAUGGUCGCACGGUCAACUUAACAACUCAAGACAUUGUUCGCCCCGGGAUGAAACGGCGUGUCACCGGAGAAGGUCUUCCUCUUCCAAAAUCCCCAGAUCGCCGUGGGGACUUGAUUGUCGAAUACGAGAUCAAGUUUCCCGAAAGAUUGAGCCAGAGUGCUAAGGACACUAUUGCAAGUGUUUUGCCAGCUUCUUGAGCUGUGUAUACUACAAUGCUGGAGCCGUUGCCAUUGGGAAUUUUUGGUUUCAUAAUAUAUAAAGGAUGAAUAUUUGAGCUCACCCCAAUAACAAGCCCUCGAGCUGCCAAAAUUGUUGAACUGUUAUUCUGUAAUGUACUGCCAAUGAGAGACUAUCUGAAUCAAAACAUAGCUGGACUAGACUGGUUUAUUUGUCUGUGUCAUGUACAUUUUGAACCCAUGUUUCCUUUGGGUCAAGUCCAGCAGAAAGUCUCCAGCUGCGACCUCUUGGUCAGCAUUGUGUUGUGAACUACACACAUUUAAGUUUACUUAUUCCAUAGGUGUACAGUAGAGUAUGUUGAGAGUAUGUUGUGAAUAAUAUAGUUUUCUAUAAGCAGUCUAAUCCUUUGGAUACUUCAGGGAUGUCUUUCUGUGAAAGCAGCCUGUACCUUUUCUUCUAAUACGGUCUAAUGUGACCAUUUAGGGAUGCCACGUUAUUUCCAAUAUAGUGGUGACCCAAAGUGAUCCAUGCUUGGAUCCUCCCACUUCUAAGAACGUGAAACAGCACUUGAUACAGACGUUACAUGUUCAGAAACUCAAAAGCUCAAACAAAGUCAGCUAGAUGACAAAUUUAUAAAUAAAAUGAAAUAAAUAAUUUUAAAAGAUUCAAA